AUGGGCGAGGAGUACGCGCGCUCCCCGUGCGAGCGCUUCCCGGCGGUGGGCGCGUUCAGCGUGGCGCCGCCGGAGCGGCUCAGCCCGCCGCCGCCCGCGCCGCUGCCGGACCGCUUCUCGGCGUCCCCGCGACGGGUGCGGCGCGGCGAGGCGGAGCGCCGGCGGCCGCGCUACGUGCCGCCCGCGGCGCACGUGCCCGUGGAGCGCUACGUGCCGCGGCCGCCCGCGCCGCAGCGCGCGCCCGCCUACUGCGGCCUGGCGUGCCGCCCGCCCGCGCGCAAGUGCUGCGACCUGGCCGCCUCGCCGCCGCCGGCCCGCUAUGUGGAGUACGUGGGCGCCGCGGCCGCGCGCCGCCUGGCCUGCACGCCGCCGCCGCCGCCGCCUCCAGCUCUGCAGCUGCCCUGCGAGCCGCAGGAGCCACCCUGUUGUAUACAAGCCCGCCGCCGGACCCAGCCUCCGCAUGAUUGG
Molecule: messenger RNA, 468 nt
Organism: Brenthis ino (lesser marbled fritillary)
Lineage: Eukaryota; Metazoa; Arthropoda; Insecta; Lepidoptera; Nymphalidae
Source: the annotation of a GenBank genome assembly